GGGGUGGGGCUAGUGUAGAAAAGUCUGGACUGGCCCACGGUCGCUGAUAAAGAGUUAAAGCCUGCUGCUGCGCGACAAAAGGCCUCAGUAACUGACUGCGCCGUUUAGAGACAGCAUCCUUCCCGACGACGACCAGGCCGACCCCGACCAAGGAGGCCGUGUGCACACUCAUAAAGCAAGCCAAGCCAGCACACACACCGCCAUCCCACAGCACGCUGUGGCGUACCCAUCCUCUCACGGCCAGCACACUCAGCGCACAGCAACCACUGUCGCCAUUCACACGUAGAGAGCAGCAGCGCCCCCAGCAUUACAUACAUAACCCGCCUCUCUCGUCCUCCCCAGCCGCCAUGUCACUCUACGCCCGCGCAAACGCAACGGUAGCGGCCACCGGUACCGCCGUCAAGAACGCGACCGCCAGCGCAGCCAAGACCACCACAACAGCACUCACCAAGGCGCAGAAGCUCCAGCGCACAGCCCACAGGAUUGAUGGCGCUAUCUACAAGUGGUACGUGAUCGCCGGGGUCGUCUUCGCCCUGUCGGCCGUCUACGUCCUCGGCCUGCUCCGCGCGCUCGUCAUCCGCCGCCGCGUCGCCGCGAAGCGCAAGGCCGGCGCCACGCCGACCUACGGCACCACCAAGGCUGGCGGCCUCACCACCGCGCCGCGCGCCCUCAAGGCGCUGUACGACAACGCGGCGUACGUCCGCGUUCUCCCCCUCUACCUCUACCAGCGCACCACGCUCGCCGAGGCCUUCUGGACCAUCGCGUACAUUGGCGUCUGCCUCGGCUUCGGCUUCUGGGGGAGCAUCUUCAGAAACCUCCCGCUGGAUAUCGCCAACCCCAUGGGCCUGAUUUCCAUGUCUCAGAUCCCCCUCGUCGUAGGCCUCGCAUCACGUAACAACGUCCUGUCAUACCUCACGGGCAUCGGCUACGAGAAGCUCAACUUCCUGCACCGCACCGCCGCGCGCGUCAUGGUGCUCAGCGUCGCGCUGCACGCGCUCACUUGGGCGCACAGAGGCCUGCCAACGGACAACAAUAUCCACUCGGACGUGUUCAAGUGGGGCGUGAGCGCCGGCUCGUGCCUGCUUGUUGUCUUCCUGACGUCGUUCGCCAUCGUGCGCCGCGUCGCGUACGAGGCCUUCCUCUUCAUCCACAUCGUGUUCGUCCUCAUGUUCCUCGUUGCAGUCUACCACCACUACGAGCCCUACAACUACUGGGUGUGGCCUGGUCUCUUCCUCUGGGGCCUCGACCGCUUCGUCGGCUUUGCGCGCCUCGUGCUCGUCAACAAGCUGUGGUUCCGCAGCAACUCGACGAUCGAGCUCGUCGACACCGACGUCCUCCGCGUCACCGUCAACCGCCCCCUGCUGCGCUGGAGCCCGGGCCAGCACGCGUUCCUCACCAUGCCCCAGGUCGCCGGGCUGCGCUACGAGCAGCACCCCUUCACCAUUGCCAAUGUCCCGGACGGCACCGGCAACGCCGUGUUCCUCCUCCGUGCGCAGAACGGCUUUACCCGCCGCCUGGUCAACAAGCUCGCCGAUGACGUGUCCACCAGCAUAAACACGUACGUCGAGGGCCCGUACGGAAUCAGCCACGACAUGAACCACUACGACUCGGUGCUCCUCGUCGCCGGCGGCACCGGCGUGACCUUUGCCCUGUCGCAUCUGCUGUCCAUCAUCAAGGCUGGCCGCGAGGGCAAGACGGCCGUGUCCCACGUCCGCCUGGUGUGGAACGUCCGCGAUGCGUCCCACGCGCGCUGGAUUGCCCCCCUCCUCAACGACGCGAUCGCUGCCGGCGCCGGCGGCGUGUCCGUCUCCAUCGACUUCUACAUUACCCGUUCUGAGGCCUCCGGCGAGCCCGAGGAGAAGGGACACACGGCCGACAGAGACCCUGCCCCUGACGCGACCGACUCGCCCGCCACCACGUCCCCUUCGGGCUCGAGCACCGGCGUUGACCAGGAAGAAGAGAAGCCCAGCGCCUCUGACAAGCUCAUGCUUGCCGCGGGUCUGAACGCCGCGGCUGCUACCGUCGCGCACUUCCACAACGGCCGCAGCCACCUCGAGCACAUCCUCCGUGAGGACGUCGACGCGUCGGCUGUCGACGCUGCCGGCGUCCACGUCGCUGUCUGUGGUCCCACCUCGCUCGCACUCGACACCCGCCGCGCCGUGUGCAAGGUUAACUCGUCGGUCGCCGUCCUCCGCGGCCAGAACCCAGUCACGUUCUACUCGGAGACCUUUGGCUGGUAGGUUGCAGCCUGCUGUUGGUUGUGUAUAGAUUUCGCCUGUCGCUCGCAGUAUAUAGUAUCGCCCGCUGGUCGAGGCAAGGACAUGAAAGCCUGCCCAAGGUGUUUGUACAUAUGUGCAUAGAUGUCAGUGGU
Molecule: messenger RNA, 2371 nt
Organism: Vanrija pseudolonga
Lineage: Eukaryota; Fungi; Basidiomycota; Tremellomycetes; Trichosporonales; Trichosporonaceae
Product: Ferric/cupric reductase transmembrane component 2
Exons: 2
Coding region: 348-2240 (630 amino acids)
Biological process (GO): copper ion import; iron ion transport; intracellular iron ion homeostasis
Cellular component (GO): plasma membrane
Molecular function (GO): ferric-chelate reductase activity
Source: RefSeq, a predicted model, not a curated record